Messenger RNA from Argentina anserina (silverweed cinquefoil), 819 nucleotides. RefSeq lists its product as uncharacterized. NCBI's taxonomy places the organism in Eukaryota, Viridiplantae, Streptophyta, Magnoliopsida, Rosales, Rosaceae. Bases 126 to 614 code for a protein of 162 amino acids. The transcript is spliced from 4 exons. The record is from RefSeq and is a predicted model, not a curated record.
ACCUUAUAUGGUCACAAGGCAAUGAAGGCAUACCGAAAUAGCCAAGUAAGGCAGCUCGACGAAACGACGUCGCUCAUCUGGUCUUGGACGAUAAUAUAGCUUUUAGUGGAUUACGUCAUACAUAUAUGUGGAGUCGAUCGAUUCCGGUGGCCUUGCCGUUGAAGCCGGCAGUCCCUUUUCACGGCGCCCGGAAAGAUCCCUCCGUCGUGUCCCACAAAUUGAAUACUCCAUAUUCAUCGAAGUUGCAACUACCAAAUAUCCCAACCUCACAAACACAAACCCUGCUUUCUUCUUCUUCCUCUGUAACCUUACAACCCUUCAGAGCUCUGCGAAUUCGACCCUCUCCCGAAUUGGGCCUCGCCUCUCUCCUCUUCGUCCUCUCCACGGCUUUUGCUGCGCUUCUAUCCCUUGCUAUAUUUUCCAUUCCAACAACCAAGUCUUUGAGAAAAUUGGCAGCUUCAAUGGAGAAGCUCUCCGAUGUGGUCUCGCAGGAGGUACCUGGAACUCUGCUUUCUCUGAAACUGUCUGGCCUUGAGGUCAAUGAUUUGACCAAACAGCUUAGCAGUAUCAGGCAGAUGAUUUCUGCAACUGGCUGGGGGAAGAGUUCAAAGUGACGUUUGUUGUUGAUUCGAUUUGUAUGCAUGUUAAGGCACUAAAGUGUAGAGUCAGUAACUUCGUUCUAGCUUGGUGUGAGCAGUAUCAGUAUGCUCUGUACAUAAUGUAAGCUUGCUUUAGUAUCAGUUAAUCAAGUUUGAAUUCAACAAUGCCAACUACUAUAUGAUUAAUAAAGUGAGAACUUUGGCUCUCGGGGAUAAUGAU